GUUCCCCUCACACACCUCUGCGGCUCUCUGGACCAGGCUCCAGGUUCUCCAGGUUCUCCAGGUUUCAAGGCCUCAGCUUUCCAGGAUCCAGGCUGCAGGUGGGAGCGGAGCGGAGCAGCAGCAUGUCGGGCAUCGCAGCCACUCUGCAGCACCGGAGGGAGAAGGGUCAGGGCAUCGGGACCAACAGCCACGCCGUGAAGUACCUGAACCAGGACUAUGAGGCCCUGAGGAGGAACUGCUUUGAGUCCGGCCGGCUGUUCCAGGACGAGACCUUCCCCGCCCUGGCCUCCUCUCUGGGCUUCAAGGAGCUGGGGCCGGGCUCCUACAAGACCAGGGGCAUCAGCUGGCGCAGACCGCCGGAGCUGACCAGGAACCCUCAGUUCAUCGUCUCUGGAGCCUGCAGGACCGACAUCUGCCAGGGGGCGCUGGGGGACUGCUGGCUGCUGGCGGCCAUCGCCUCUCUGACUCUGAACGAGGAGGUCCUGGCUCGGGUCGUCCCGCACGGCCAGAGCUUCGAGGAGGGAGAGUACGCAGGCAUCUUCCACUUCCAGUUCUGGCAGUUUGGAGAGUGGGUGGACGUGGUGAUCGACGACCGCUUGCCGGUCAAAGACGGAGAGCUGAUGUUCGUCCACUCGGCCGAGGGGAGGGAGUUCUGGAGCGCCCUGCUGGAGAAAGCCUACGCCAAGGUGAACGGCUGCUACGAGGCUCUGUCUGGAGGAACCACCACCGAGGGCUUCGAGGAUUUCACCGGCGGCAUCGCCGAGGUCCACGACCUCAGCCGACCUGAUCCACACCUCUUCCACAUCCUGGAGAAGGCCGUGAAACGAGGCUCGCUGAUGGGCUGCUCCAUCGAUAUCACGAGCUCAGCCGACUCGGAGGCGGUCACUCGGCAGAAGCUGGUGAAGGGCCACGCCUACUCUGUGACAGGUGUCGCCAAGGUGGAGUACCGCGGCGUCAUGGAGAAGCUGAUCCGGAUCAGAAACCCCUGGGGUCAGGUGGAGUGGACCGACGCCUGGAGCGAUAAUUCGUCACAGUGGCGUUACGUCAGCGAUGAGGACCGGGAGCGGCUGAGCCAUCGCUCGGAGGACGGAGAGUUCUGGAUGUCUUUCGAUGACUUCCUGCGGCAUUACUCCCGCCUGGAGAUCUGCAACCUGACGCCGGACGCCCUGACCGACGACUCGUUCUCCAAGUGGGCUCUGUCCAAGUUCGACGGCACCUGGAGGAGGGGCUCCACCGCCGGCGGCUGCAGAAACUACCCAAACACGUUCUGGACCAAUCCGCAGUUUGUGAUCAAGCUGGACGAGGAGGACGACGACCCGGACGACGGCGAGUCGGGCUGCACCUUCGUGGUCGGUCUGAUCCAGAAGAACCGCAGACGCAUGAGGAAGAUGGGAGAGGACAUGCACACCAUCGGCUUCGCCAUCUACGAGGUUCCUGAAGAGUGCUGCGGCCAGAGGAACCUGCACCUCCACAAAAACUUCUUCCUGCGCAACGCCUCGUCCGCCAGGUCCGAGACCUUCAUCAACCUGCGGGAGGUGUGCAGCCGCUUCACGCUGCCGCCCGGCGAGUACCUGGUCCUGCCCUCCACCUUCGAGCCCAACAAGGACGGAGACUUCUGCGUCCGCAUCUUCUCCGAGAAACAGGCCGACUUCCAGGAGCUGGAGGACCCGGUGGACAGCCACGUGGAGGAGAUUGAAAUCGAUGAAGACGACGUGGACGACCGCUUCAGGGGCCUUUUUGGAAAGCUGGCUGGAGCGGACAGUGAGAUCUCGGCCUUCGAGCUCCAGAGGAUCCUCAACAGGGUGGUGACCAAACGAGAGGACAUCGAGACGAGCGGCUUCAGUCUGUCAACGUGCCGCAACAUGGUCAACCUGCUGGACAAAGACGGCAGUGCUAAACUGGGCCUGGUGGAGUUCAAGGUGCUCUGGACCAAGAUCGAGAAAUACCUGGACAUUUACCGGGGGAAGGACGUGGACAAGUCAGGAACCAUGAGCUCCACUGAGAUGUGGGGCGCCGUGGACGAAGCCGGCUUCAGUCUGAACAGCCCUCUGCAGCAGAUCCUGGUGGCUCGCUACAGCGCACCAGACCUCACCAUCGACUUCGACAACUUCGUGUGCUGCCUGGUCCGCCUGGAGUCCCUGUUCAAAACCUUCAAGUCGCUGGACACCGACGACGACGGAACCAUCGAGCUCAGCUUCCCCGAGUGGCUGAAGGUGACUCUGCUGUGAGCGGCGGGCGGCCUGAAGGGGGCGCCGCUGAGGAGAGGACGUAUCUAACCUGGGGACUGGAGACGGGCUCAGUUUUAUUCUAGACGGGGAGUCGGGAUCUUAAUAUAUUAAGUAGAGACAGAUUACCCAGCAUGCACCUGAUGGCGCCAUGCGGGACGACGAUGUUGAUUAAAGUGAGGACCUUUUAGACUCAACUGACAGGAAACGCAGAGUAAGCGUUAAAUCUGAUGGUUGACUCUACAUGGUUCUCACAAACGUUUGCACUGGAAAGAAUGAAAAUAAAGUGACGAACCAAUCAGA
Molecule: messenger RNA, 2528 nt
Organism: Myripristis murdjan (pinecone soldierfish)
Lineage: Eukaryota; Metazoa; Chordata; Actinopteri; Holocentriformes; Holocentridae
Product: calpain-2 catalytic subunit-like
Exons: 21
Coding region: 123-2228 (701 amino acids)
Biological process (GO): proteolysis
Cellular component (GO): cytoplasm
Molecular function (GO): calcium-dependent cysteine-type endopeptidase activity
Source: RefSeq, a predicted model, not a curated record